Trichoderma breve is the source of this 1104-nucleotide messenger RNA. RefSeq lists its product as uncharacterized. The transcript has a single exon. The record is from RefSeq and is a predicted model, not a curated record. The coding region runs from base 1 to 1104 and encodes 367 amino acids. Lineage: Eukaryota; Fungi; Ascomycota; Sordariomycetes; Hypocreales; Hypocreaceae.
AUGUCCGAGCAUCCUUCCAAGAGCACUGGUCGACGACCAUCUCUGACCAAGCCUCCGCCACCGGCAGCACCGAGAAAGGCGCAAGCCACGGCCAAGAAGUCGCAAGCAGCGGCGCAUAAACUGCACGUCGUGGUGAACAAGUCGCAAACUGCGAUCCAGAAGCCUCAGGCGCUGGCACAGAACCCCCAGUCGCUAGAAGAAGAUCUUCAAGCUUCGGAGCAAGAGAUGCAAGCGCCCGCUCCUGCUGCCAGCAGCAUCGAUGAUGACAUCAACAAUAUACCAAUUGCUUCUCUUACUCUCGACACCCCAUUGAUCCCGCUCCGAAAGAAGCCGCCGCGUGUUCCCGCGACGCCGUUCCACUUCCUCUCCUUGCCCUCGGAGCUGCGCGUCAAGAUAUACGAAUACUACUUUGAAGACGACGGCGAGGUCCUCGACCUGUCGCCUAACAACUACAAGAGCAUUCACAAGAAACUCGGCCUCAUGCGCGUCUGCAGGCUGCUGCACGAGGAAGCAACAUACUACUACUACGGCACCCGGACGUUUCGCCUCUUCCCCACGUACCCGGGCAAGUACUUUAAGAGCAAGCGACCAUUGCUCGCCCGCCUCAAGCCCCGCCAGCGCGAAUGCCUCACGACCCUGGAAUUGCGCCUCGGGCCGGGGUGGAAUGCGCCACCUAAAGGGUGGGCUGUCAACGAUGCGCUCGGGCUAAAGGACUGCAUCAACGUGCACAAGCUCAAGGUCCUUGUGGAAUGCGACCCCAGCGACGGCAUCUUCAAGGGCUUCCGUCGCUCCGAGGGCUUCUACGAGUCCUUUAGUCGCGCUCUUCUUACCAACGUCCUCGAGGUGUUGCCGGCCGUGAGCACGGUCGAGUUCGACGCCUGGUCCAGCGUCAAGAAGACGGGCAACAUGAUGUCCGGCCUCAUCAAGGUCGCUGCCGAAACCAACGGUGUGGCUAUCCGAUGGGGGCCAGAGCGCGGCUGGACGGACGCGGAUGAGGACGAAGACACCGCGGCGACUGUUGCUGGGCCUGAUCCGAAUAGACCACUUGAGAGCGUUCCGAUCCAGGGGUUCGGAAAUUCACACAACAUCAUGGUUGUGGCGUAA